UUCUGCCGCAAAGAUGAAUUUCCGGAAAUUACAAAAUAUUAGACAGAAACUAUGAUUCUUCUUUCUUCGUCAUUUCCACUUAUCAUUAAUCAGGAAAAAAAAAAAAAAAAACCCACUCUGAUUAAAAGUUGAAAACUUUCAGAUUAGAGAUUCAUCUGUAUAUUCAACCUUGCCAAAAGGGGCACAUAAACACUCAGAAUCCAUUAAUAUUUUAAUAAUUCUCUGGUGGGAAAUGUUUAGGUUGUGGAAAUGGUACCAGAAUUCCUUAGCUGUUCAUCCAAUUAAGACGCAGGUCAUCAGCUCUGGUUUGAUUUGGGGGUUUGGUGAUAUAGCUGCCCAGACCAUCACUCACUCCACGGCCAAGUCCCAACGUCAAAUUCAAACUCAGGGUGAAGAUGAAGAUGAAGAGUUAAAGAUCAAUUGGAGAAGAGUGUGUACAACCAGCUUGUUUGGAUUUGGGUUUGUUGGGCCUGUUGGUCACCUCUGGUAUGAGGGUUUGGACCGAUAUAUAAGGUCAAGACUUCUUCUGCAACCAAAUUCCUUUCGUUUUGUUGCUUCUAAAGUGGCAAUUGAUGGGUUCCUUUUUGGGCCAUUGGAUUUACUUGUGUUUUUCACCUACAUGGGGUUUUCUGCUGGAAAGAGCGUUCCUCGAAUCAAGGAAGAUGUGAAAAGGGAUUUUCUUCCAGCCUUUGUUCUGGAAGGAGGGAUAUGGCCGAUUGUGCAAGUAGUGAAUUUCCGGUUUAUACCUGUGAGGUAUCAGCUCCUCUAUGUCAACUUCUUCUGCUUGUUAGAUAGCAGUUUUUUGUCUUGGCUCGAGCAACAAGAAGAUGCUCCAUGGAAGCAAUGGUUGAAAUCUUUAGUACAUUUUAACAAACAAAAAGAUGAAGGUGGGUGAUUUCCCAUUAACUACAGUUUUCCAGGCCUUGCUGAUUAUAGUGGAUCAUACGUCGAAGAAAGUAAAACAGUUGAGUGAGAAAACUGAGGUACCAACUUAGUUUUUUAAAGUUGGGAUUUUGGAAGUGAUGGAUUUGCUCUCAUCUUAUCCAGUUUUCACGUACAAUACAAGUUUUCAUGGAUUUGUAUCCUCAAUCCAUGUUUCAAUAAUGAUUCUAUCAAUUUCCGCUACAAAUUGUAAGAUCUUGCCGGUCUUGCAUCACUUAUGUUUUACCGUCUUACCCUCUGUAAAUAUUCUCUUGUUGGUAAAUACUGGAAAGGAAUUUUUAUCGGAAAUGAGAUUUGAUCUCUGAUCUUUGCCCAUAUUCA
This is a messenger RNA of Prunus avium (sweet cherry), 1263 nucleotides long. RefSeq lists its product as uncharacterized. NCBI's taxonomy places the organism in Eukaryota, Viridiplantae, Streptophyta, Magnoliopsida, Rosales, Rosaceae. Gene Ontology annotation, cellular component: membrane; cytoplasm. The record is from RefSeq and is a predicted model, not a curated record.